Molecule: messenger RNA, 1062 nt
Organism: Sphenostylis stenocarpa
Lineage: Eukaryota; Viridiplantae; Streptophyta; Magnoliopsida; Fabales; Fabaceae
Source: the annotation of a GenBank genome assembly
AUGAACUUCCAUAACCAACUCUUUCCUCUUCUCACUCUUUUCUUCAUUGUGUUUCUCUCAGGGGAAAGGGUGUUGCAAACAGAGGCUGGCCAUCAUCAUCAUCAUCAUCCUCAUCAUCAUGGUCCAGCAAAGUUGUUCGUUUUCGGAGACUCGUAUGCCGACACAGGUAACAUUCAGAAAGCUGUUUCAAAAUCAUGGAAAGACCCUUAUGGCAUCACCUUUCCCGGGAAGCCCUCCGGCAGAUUUUCCGACGGUAGAGUCCUCACCGAUUACAUUGCUAAGUAUUUGAAAGUGAAAUCACCAAUUCCCUACAGAUACAGAAAAGUGAUACCAGAACAUGUGAAAUAUGGGAUGAACUUUGCGUUUGGUGGAACUGGUGUGUUUAACACGUUGGUUCCAUUCCCAAACAUGACAACCCAGAUCGAUUUCUUGCAGCAGCUCAUCAAAGACAAAGUGUACUCUGCCUUGGAUCUCACCAACUCAGUUGCCCUUCUUUCUGUCGCUGGAAAUGACUACAGUCGUUUCAUGCAAACAAAUGGCUCUCAGGGUUUAGAAUCUUUCGUGGUCUCAGUGGUUAACCAAACAACGAUGAAUCUGAUUCGCAUAAAAGAGUUGGGAGUGAAGAAAAUAGUGGUGGGUGCUCUACAACCCCUUGGAUGCCUUCCACAGAUCACAGCCUCGACCUCAUUCCAACGUUGCAAUGAAACCUCCAACGCCUUCGUGCUUCUCCACAACACCCUCUUGAACCAAGCAGUGACCAAACUGAACCAACAAACAAGGGACCGUUCCACCUUCGUAAUUCUUAACCUUUUUGACAGCUUCAUGUCAGUGUUGAACCACCCUUCCACACACAACAUUCGGAACAAGUUGUACCCAUGUUGUGUUGGUGCGAGCAGUAACUACUCGUGUGGGAGUGUGGAGAACGAUGUCAAGAAAUAUAGGGUUUGUGAUGACCCCAAAUCUGCUUUCUUUUGGGACCUUGUCCACCCUACACAAGCUGGAUGGAAUGCAGUGUACAACAAGUUGCGAACCAUGAAUGAUCUUCAACAGAUUCUUUACUAG